Messenger RNA from Protopolystoma xenopodis, 261 nucleotides. Lineage: Eukaryota; Metazoa; Platyhelminthes; Monogenea; Polystomatidea; Polystomatidae. The record is from the annotation of a GenBank genome assembly.
AUGAACGAAUGUCGUGCGUGUCUAAAAGCAAACAUGAUAUCCUCCGACACCACAUGGACUGCUCGAAUAAUGCGCCUAACCAGCGUACCAGAAAAAAAACGAACAAUAACAUUAAACUUCAUCGCUGGAGUAGCAAAAGAUACAAAUGCUAGAGAUGAUUCUACUUUUUCCCUUCUCAUGAUCCUCUUCUAUAUUGACACAGACCUCGUCGUCUUGGUGACAUCAGUUGGACUGAACAAGACCCGUCAAAUUGGGCACUGA